This is a messenger RNA of Podospora pseudocomata, 1125 nucleotides long. RefSeq lists its product as uncharacterized. The transcript has 2 exons. Gene Ontology annotation, molecular function: oxidoreductase activity. The coding region runs from base 1 to 1125 and encodes 374 amino acids. Lineage: Eukaryota; Fungi; Ascomycota; Sordariomycetes; Sordariales; Podosporaceae. The record is from RefSeq and is a predicted model, not a curated record.
AUGCCUCAAAAUCAGAGCCUCACCAUCAAGCCUAUCGAAGGUGCAAAGCCGGGCAAGGUCUAUUAUCCCCUUCACCUCAACACAUCACCUGUUCCCACGCCCGGACCGGGCCAGGUGCUCGUCAAAGUGCAGGCCAGCGCUCUCAACCACCGCGACCUCUUCAUCCGCCAGCACCUCUACCCCGGCAUCUCCUUUUCUGCCCCUUUGCUAGCCGAUGGUUAUGGAACUGUGGUUUCACCAAGCUCAUCACCGUUGUACAACAAGCCCGUCUUGGUCACACCCUCGCGCGGCUGGAUUUCAUCAACUGACGGCCCUGAACCCAUUCCUGCGACGGAAACCAACAGGGAGGAAAAGGAAUGGAGUGUAAUUGGCGGGUCGGCUCGUUAUUCUGAUCAAGGAACGGCUCAAAACUUCAUCGUGGUGCCCGAGGAGGAGGUAUUUCCUGCUCCGGGCCACUUGACAUCCGUGGAAGGGGCUGCGCUGCCUUUGGCUGGGUUGACGGCGUGGAGAGCGCUGAUCACAAAGGGGGAGGCCGAAAGAGGUCAGAAUGUGUUGGUCACGGGGAUUGGCGGAGGUGUCGCGCUCGCGGCUUUGCAGUUUGCGGUGAAGAAGGGGUGCAAUGUUUAUGUUACUUCGUCGUCGCAGGAAAAGAUCAACAAGGCGUUGGAAAUGGGCGCCAAGGGUGGGGUGUUGUAUACUGAGGCGACUUGGGAAAAGACACUGCUGAAGCAGCUGCCCAAGACAAGGCCGUUUAUCGAUGUCAUUGUCGACGGGUCGGGAGGAGAUAUUGUUGCCAAAGGAAUCAAGAUGCUAAAGCAGGGAGGCAAGAUUGUGGUGUAUGGGAUGACAGUGGGACCGAAAAUGGAGUGGAACAUGAAUGCCGUGUUAAAAAAUAUUGAGUUGAGAGGCACGAGCAUGGGCAGCAGGGCUGAGUUUGGGGACAUGGUCAAGUUUGUGGACGAGAACAAAAUCAAGCCGGUUGUCAGCCGGGUUGUGAGCGGUGGGUUGGAGAACAUCCAGGACAUCGAUGGGCUGUUUGAGGAUCUCAAGGGUGGCAAGCAGUUUGGCAAAUUGGUCAUCCUGGUAGACCGAGAGGAAGAAGGGGCGAGGUCACCCAAGUUGUAG